Messenger RNA from Metarhizium album ARSEF 1941, 1254 nucleotides. RefSeq names its product Protein phosphatase methylesterase, eukaryotic. The coding region runs from base 1 to 1254 and encodes 417 amino acids. Gene Ontology annotation, biological process: protein demethylation. The transcript is spliced from 3 exons. NCBI's taxonomy places the organism in Eukaryota, Fungi, Ascomycota, Sordariomycetes, Hypocreales, Clavicipitaceae. Gene Ontology annotation, molecular function: protein methylesterase activity. The record is from RefSeq and is a predicted model, not a curated record.
AUGAGCGAUCUGCAGCGAGCAUGGGCUAAGUCAAAGCUUGCUCUUGUACCGGAACACUUUUUGGUGAUGGAGGCGGAGGAGCAGAAGAAGGCGGAGGAGGCAGAGGAGACGGACCAGGCGGACCAGGAGAACCAGACUGGAGACCAGGUCCCGGAGCUACCAGAGCAUGUGGAUGAUGAUUCCUCCUCGGCUUCGUCAAUGUCUUCAACUGGCACCAUUGUUCCCACACCUAGCCAACGAUUGUUUGCUCGCCCCCAAAGUGUCGCUACAGGAAGGACGUUGGAACCGAUACCCUGGACGGCGUACUUUGAGAGGCAGCUUUACAUGCAACGCGGCGAUGCUCAAGGGGUGGUCGCUACCUUUCACGCCUAUCUAACGUCUCCGGUAGACAAUGGUCCCCUGUUUGUCAUGCACCACGGAGCCGGCUCGUCAGCGCUUUCGUUUGCUGUGGUGAGCUCCGAGAUUCGGAAGCGGCUUCCUUCAGCGGGCAUCCUUGCCAUUGAUUGCCGCGGCCAUGGGUCUACGGUGUCGCCAGAUGACACAGAGCUAGACCUUCGUCUGGCUACCUUAUCUGCUGACUUGUUCUUCAUGAUUCAAUCCACAAAGGAGCAGAUGGGGUGGCACCAGAUGCCCCAAAUCAUGCUGGUUGGUCAUUCGCUGGGAGGCGCGGUCGUGACAGACCUGGCCUUUACAGCCAAGUUGGGCACGUGCCUACUUGGAUAUGCUGUUCUGGAUGUUGUAGAAGGCUCAGCCAUGGAUGCCUUGCAGAGCAUGCAGACCUACCUCUCUACUAGACCGAGUGGGUUCGCAAGCAUCGAGAUGGCAAUCGACUGGCACAUACGGUCACGUACGAUACGAAGCUCCGUAUCGGCCAGAACGUCAGUCCCCGCGCUUUUGAAACGAGAGGAUUCGGCGGAAGGCUCUAGACCAUGGAGAUGGAGGACCAACCUGGCGACCACCCAGCCUUUCUGGGAGGACUGGUUUGUGGGACUGAGCAAGAAGUUCCUGGAAGCAAAAGGCGGCAAACUGUUGUUGUUGGCAGGGACCGACCGCUUGGAUACAGAAUUGACGAUUGGUCAGAUGCAAGGCAAAUAUGCGCUACAAGUGUUCCCAGAAGCUGGCCACUUCAUCCACGAGGACAUUGCGGAAAAGACCGCCAUCUCUUUGGCGGACUUUUAUAGGCGAAACGACAGGAGCGCACUUGUUUUGCCGCCCAAAGUAUCCGACUUACUGAGACAGGGCAAGAAAGUGUGA